AUGCCGAGUACGGGUAAUGUGACUGCUUCUAAUGUGACGGCUCCCGCAGCGCCCCGUGAGGAGAAUGGUGGAUCUGGCCUUCUGCGGUUCGAACCUGCGGUCAUGACGUGGAGGUCAUGGCAGUUUCGAUACCGCAACUAUAUCAAGUUGAGGAAGGUUACGGACACAGAUGAACAGAAGGCUAUCCUGCUGGACGCCUUCGGCGUGGACGCGAUGGACAUGCUGCACUCAUGUGGUGCCCGCGUGACCCGAACGACUACACCAAUGCCCAGAUUGUGGAUAAACUGGAGCAGGCAUACGUCCGGAAGACCAACACGAGCUGUAGAGUGGGCGAUGUAUUUCCAGCUGCAGCAGGAGGCCGAGGAAACGUUGGUGGAGUUUUCCAACAAGCUGCGACGGAAUGCAAUUAAUUGCAACUUCCCUGGAGACGUGUUGGAAAAGAACAUAUCGUCCAUGUUCCUGAACGGUAUGGCCAGCAAUGCCACGCAACAGCAUCUCAUAACCAAGGAUUUCACGACGCUUGAAAAGGCCCUGCAGAUGGCGCAGCAAUACGAGCUGGCCAAGACUACCAAGCGUGGCCAAGCGUCCACGGAAGUGACUGAAGUAGCCAUCAUGCGCACCAAUGCAGAAGGGCGUGGCCAAAGUCACAGUCAAGGUCAAUCGGGCUGA
This is a messenger RNA of Paramacrobiotus metropolitanus, 669 nucleotides long. RefSeq lists its product as uncharacterized. NCBI's taxonomy places the organism in Eukaryota, Metazoa, Tardigrada, Eutardigrada, Parachela, Macrobiotidae. The record is from RefSeq and is a predicted model, not a curated record. The coding region runs from base 1 to 669 and encodes 222 amino acids. The transcript has a single exon.